Molecule: messenger RNA, 1943 nt
Organism: Hermetia illucens (black soldier fly)
Lineage: Eukaryota; Metazoa; Arthropoda; Insecta; Diptera; Stratiomyidae
Gene: org-1
Product: T-box transcription factor TBX10
Exons: 8
Coding region: 332-1750 (472 amino acids)
Biological process (GO): cell fate specification; regulation of transcription by RNA polymerase II; positive regulation of DNA-templated transcription
Cellular component (GO): nucleus
Molecular function (GO): RNA polymerase II cis-regulatory region sequence-specific DNA binding; DNA-binding transcription factor activity, RNA polymerase II-specific
Source: RefSeq, a predicted model, not a curated record
AGUCUUAGUUGAAAGUUUAAUUAAUGCUAAGGAGGUUAUCGUGCUGAUGUACAGUGUCUACAGAGUCCUAGCGAAAGUGUGAGACAAUAAGGUGAUGAGCGCGAAUUGUACCCCUAUGAAUGCUUUCAGCAAAUUAUUUGUUUGCGGCUCGGACUUUUCACCAGUCAUAUGAGAUUACAACACACGUGAAAAUGUUUCAAAUAAUUAAUUGGUGAUGGUUUUAUGGUGUGAAAUUUUAUUCAUUUGUGCCGAUUUGUUGUCGAUUUGUUUUGUGGUUUAGUGUAUUUAUUGCUAUCACCUUUCGCAAGUUUGAAUUUUUUUGCCGGGCAACAUGCAUCACGUGACAUGUACUUUACCCGUUAUGUCGGAGUGCGCGCUACCGCAAACUACAGCCUGUUCGGCGGAGAAUGAGCUGAAUAUGGUGGGCAACUGCUAUUACAAUUCGGAAUACUGGAAUACCUACGCAACCUACACGAACCCGAUGAAGCAGAUUGAAGCCUGCAUUCAAACCGCUGGCAAGGAGAGAUCAUCAUACAAACCCUUAGAACAAAUAGAAUUAGUGGCACAUAAUAAUGAGUUGACAGAAACGGAAACUACCACCAUACGCAAUGGCUCGCCACCUAAAAAGGCGAAAACGAAAAAAACCACUGAGAAGGCCGAACAUACAGUUCAUCCGUCUUUGCUGCAAGCUGUGGUCGCUCUCGAGACGAAGCAACUUUGGGAUAAGUUUCACGAACAAGGAACUGAAAUGAUUGUUACCAAAACUGGAAGGCGAAUGUUUCCCACAUUUCAGGUUCGCAUAUGCGGGUUAGACCCGCAAGCUACAUAUAUUAUGAUGAUGGAUUUUGUGCCCGUUGACGAUAAACGCUAUCGAUAUGCAUUCCAUAGUUCUAGUUGGGUUGUUGCAGGAAAAGCGGAUCCUGUUUCGCCGCCACGUAUACAUGUCCACCCGGACUCUCCAGCUCCAGGCGCGACGUGGAUGAAGCAAGUCAUCUCGUUCGACAAACUCAAACUUACCAAUAACCAGUUGGACGAAAAUGGCCAUAUAAUCCUCAACUCGAUGCAUAGGUACCAGCCGCGGUUUCACAUCGUCUACCUGCCGCCCAAAAAUAAUUCCCUGGAUGAGCAGGAACACGCCAGCCACUUUCGCACAUUUGUAUUCCCGGAGACAUCGUUCACGGCGGUGACGGCGUACCAGAACCAACGGGUGACACAACUUAAGAUUGUUAGCAACCCCUUCGCAAAAGGAUUUCGUGAUAGUGACGCCAAUGAAGAAUCGCCUGACAUCAUGACUUCUCUGAACAUAAAUCAGCAGAGUCACACGCGCAUAAAAGAGCACCAGGCCCAGCAGCAGCAUCCGCAACAGCCCCCGUCGCAGCAGCACCAGCAGCACCACGGCACCAAGAGCUCCUCUGCCAAAGACAUUAGACGAAUUUCAGGAUUGGACAACCACGUGACAACGAUUUCUCAAUCAGCGCCGGAAGUAUAUCACUCCCGGAAUGAUAAUAUGAGCGCCCAGAACCUCGGCGAGAGCCUGUACCCCAUAGGCCAGCCAUAUGCGACGGAGUGCAGCAAUUUCGGGCCAAUUUUUCAUCGCCAUAAUCAUUUGUCGCACGGAUACGGGAGUCCUUAUGAGAAAAUCAAGAUGACGACCCACAUGGGCCAGCACUACAACAGCUACCAGUCCUACUACGCCCCGGCCCACCAGAUAGUCAGACCCAACAACUACAUCGACCUGGUCCCGAGGUGAUGACGGCCUGGCCCCGUGUAAAUUAUUGCAAUUUAAUUUCGUUUGUUUAGGGAAUAUGUCACUCAAAUUAAUUUAGAACUAACGCGCGACCGGGUCCAUGUGUUGGGCCCCUUGUAAAUAGCAGAUGAUAUCUCAUCCAGCACGUCCAUAAAAGUUUAUGUAAAAUGUUUCUAAUUAUCGUAAUAAAGUUUUG